This is a messenger RNA of Pelecanus crispus (Dalmatian pelican), 1128 nucleotides long. The record is from RefSeq and is a predicted model, not a curated record. NCBI's taxonomy places the organism in Eukaryota, Metazoa, Chordata, Aves, Pelecaniformes, Pelecanidae.
UGGUGCGUGGAUGCAGACUGGGACACACGACAUGUGCUCACCGGCUCUGCAGACAACAGCUGUCGGCUCUGGGACUGCGAAACGGGAAAGCAGCUCGCUCUGGUGAAGACCAGCUCAGCGGUGAGGACGUGCGGCUUUGACUUUGGAGGAAACAUCAUCAUGUUUUCCACGGACAAGCAGAUGGGAUAUCAGUGUUUCGUGAGCUUCUUUGACCUUCGGGAUCCCAGCCAGAUCGAGAACAACGAGCCUUACAUGAAAAUCCCCUGCAGUGAUUCUAAAAUCACUAGCGCUGUGUGGGGCCCCCUGGGAGAGUUCAUCAUCGCAGGACAUGAGAGCGGAGAGCUGAACCAGUUCAGUGCCAAGUCAGGGGAGCAGCUUUCAAACAUCAAGGAGCACACCAAGCAAAUCAACGAUAUUCAGACCUCCAGGGACAUGACCAUGUUCAUCACUGCCUCCAAGGACAACACCGCCAAGCUAUUUGAUUGCACGACACUUGAGCAUUUGAAGACCUUCCGGACGGAGCGACCGGUGAACUCUGCUGCACUCUCCCCCAUUUUUGAUCACGUCGUGCUUGGUGGUGGGCAAGAGGCCAUGGAUGUGACCACAACCUCCACCAGGAUUGGCAAAUUUGAGGCAAGGUUCUUCCACUUGGCUUUUGAAGAAGAGUUUGGCAGAGUGAAGGGUCACUUUGGUCCGAUAAAUAGUGUUGCUUUUCACCCCGACGGAAAGAGUUACAGCAGUGGGGGUGAAGAUGGCUACGUUCGCAUCCAUUACUUCGAUCCCCAGUACUUUGAGUUUGAAUUUGAAGCUUAAAGGAGGACUUCCUCUCCUCUUCCACUCCAUCGGCUCAUGCGCAGAGCUGUUGUGAGGCCUGACGUUAGUCUGCUCCACGGGAGGCAGCGGGAAGCAGUUAGCAGCAAACUCGGGGGCUGUGUGAAGGUGGGGAACGAGAAACCCGGCUGGCUCAAAAGGGCAGGACUGGCUUUCACAGGAGGUAGUGAAGGCGAGGAGGGGAUUUGGCUGCCUGCCUGCCCCCGGGGAUGCUAGCUUCCUGCCCUGCUGGGCAUAUUUAUACAUCAGGGGAGGGAAAAAAAAAAAAAAUCAUCAGGAAAUAAAUAGAAAUCUUUU